GAGGAGUGGUUGGGGGGCGGGGGUGGAGGCAGGGCGGGGAGGGGAGUCACCGCCCCUCCCGGCUGUACUCUUCGCUUCCGAGCCCUCCGUGCGGAGACUUUGCAGGGAUGCUCGGAGGGCAGGCACCUGCUGCUCUGUAAUGAUUCAGCCUCUUUCAGCCUCCGCGUUAGCACAACAGGAUGCUGUUGCUACUGGCGCUGCUGCCGCUCCUGCCGCCGCCGCUGCUGCCGCCGCCGCCGCCGCCGCUGGUCCUGCUUUUGCUUUUACUUCUCCUGCAUGACAGUUGUUUUCUUCAUCUGAGCAGACACCAGCUUCAGAUGCUCGAGGUGAGAAGCCUGCCUUUCGGUUUGGGCUACUGGUUUACUUAAGCGGACAACCCUCGGCUCGUUUUGGGUCUUGGCACCCGGGCUCUGGACGAGCUGGGAUGGUUUGGAAAAGCAUUUAAAAGAACUAGAAAAGUGGCCCGGAAACAGCAGCUACAGAAUUACGCUAGACUUUUUAUUUGGUAGUCUUUAGAAGCUUCUUUUUCCUUCCUUCUUCCUGAAUUCCUCUUGCUUUCGAUAAUGGCCUUGGAGUUGGACUACUUAUUGAUUUCCCCCUCUAAGAUGCUGUAUCAUUUGGUUGGGGGGAGCGCUGCGUGGUAAUGGACCCAGAGAGAGGCCGGGCCUUCUGGAGGUGAGCGGAUGGAGAUUUAUUCCCCAGACAUGUCUGAGGUAGCUGCUGAGAGGUCCUCCAGCCCCUCCACUCACCUGAGUCCAGACACAUCUUUUGAUGAGCUUCCGGCAGCAGAAGAUAUGCCAGAAACCCAGACUGAAGAUGGGAGGACCCCCGGACUCGUGGGCCUGGCAGUGCCCUGCUGUGUGUGCCUAGAAGCCGAGCGCCUGCGAGGUUGCCUCAACUCUGAGAAAAUCUGCAUUGUCCCCAUUCUGGCUUGCCUGGUCAGCCUCUGCCUCUGCAUUGCCGGCCUCAAGUGGGUGUUUGUGGACAAGAUAUUUGAGUAUGACUCUCCCACUCACCUUGACCCUGGGGGGUUAGGCCAGGACCCUAUUAUUUCUCUGGAUCCAACUGCUGCCUCAGCUGUGUGGGUAUCAUCUGAGGCAUACACUUCACCUGUCCCCAGGGCUCAAUCUGAAACUGAGGUUCAAGUUACAGUGCAGGGUGACAGUGCCAUUGUACCCUCUGAGCCUUCAGCCACACCAGCCCUGAAGAACCGUAUUUUUGCUUUCUCUUUCCUGCCAUCCACUGCGCCAUCCUUCCCUCCACCCACUCGGAACCCCGAGGUGAGAACACCCAAGUCAGCAACUCAGCCACAAGCAACAGAAACUAAUCUCCAAACUGCUCCUAAACUUUCUACAUCUACAUCUACCACUGGGACAAGCCAUCUUGUAAAAUGUGCAGAGAAGGAGAAGACUUUCUGUGUGAAUGGAGGCGAGUGCUUCAUGGUGAAAGAUCUUUCAAACCCCUCAAGAUACUUGUGCAAGUGCCCAAAUGAGUUUACUGGUGAUCGCUGCCAAAACUACGUAAUGGCCAGCUUCUACAAGCAUCUUGGGAUUGAAUUUAUGGAAGCCGAGGAGCUCUACCAGAAGAGAGUGCUGACCAUAACUGGCAUCUGUAUCGCCCUGCUGGUUGUCGGCAUCAUGUGUGUGGUGGCCUACUGCAAAACCAAGAAACAGCGGAAAAAGCUUCAUGACCGGCUUCGACAGAGUCUGCGGUCUGAACGAAACAAUAUGGUGAACAUGGCCAACGGGCCCCACCACCCCAACCCACCGCCCGAGAACGUUCAGCUGGUCAAUCAGUAUGUAUCUAAAAAUGUCAUCUCCAGUGAGCAUGUUGUUGAGAGAGAAGUAGAGACGUCUUUUUCCACCAGUCAUUAUACCUCAACAACUCACCAUUCCACUACUGUCACCCAGACUCCUAGUCACAGCUGGAGCAAUGGACACACUGAAAGCAUCAUUUCGGAAAGUCACUCUGUCCUUAUGAUGUCAUCGGUAGAAAACAGUAGGCAUAGCAGCCCAACCGGGGGACCAAGAGGACGUCUCAAUGGCAUGGGCGGCCCUCGAGAGUGUAACACCUUCCUCAGGCAUGCCAGGGACACCCCUGACUCCUACCGAGACUCUCCUCACAGUGAAAGGUAUGUGUCAGCCAUGACCACCCCGGCUCGCAUGUCACCUGUAGAUUUCCACACGCCAAGCUCCCCCAAAUCACCCCCUUCGGAAAUGUCUCCACCUGCCUCCAGCAUGACGAUGUCCCUGCCUUCCAUGGCAGUCAGCCCCUUCAUAGAAGAAGAGAGACCUCUCCUUCUCGUGACCCCACCACGGCUGCGGGAGAAGAAGUAUGACCACCCCUCUCAGCAGUUCAACAACUCCUUCCACCACAACCCCGCGCAUGAGAGUAACAGCCUCCCCUCUAGCCCCUUGAGGAUAGUGGAGGACGAAGAGUACGAAACGACCCAGGAGUACGAGCCAGCUCAAGAGCCUGCUAAGAAACUCGCCAAUAGCCGGCGGGCCAAAAGAACCAAGUCCAAUGGCCACGUGGCCAACAGGUCGGAAAUGGACGGCAACGUAAGCGCUGAGAGCAGUAACUCAGAGAGCGAAACGGAAGAUGAAAGAGUAGGCGAAGCUACACCUUUCCUGGGCAUACAGAACCCCCUGGCAGCCAGCCUUGAGGCAGCACCUGCCUUCCGCCUGGCUGAGAGCAGGACUAACCCAGCAAGCCGCUUCUCUACACAGGAAGAAUUACAGGCCAGGCUGUCUAGUGUAAUCGCUAACCAAGACCCUAUUGCUGUAUAAAACAUAAAUACACACAUAGAUUCACCUGUAAAACUUUAUUUUAUAUAAUAAAGUAUUCCACCUUAAAUUAAACAAUUUAUUUUAUUUUAGCAGUUCUGCAAAUAGAAAACAGGAAAAAAAACUUUUAUAAAUUAAAUAUAUGUAUGUAAAAAUGUGUUAUGUGCCAUAUGUAGCAAUUUUUUACAGUAUUUCAAAACGAGAAAGAUAUCAAUGGUGCCUUUAUGUUAUGUUAUGUUGAGAGCAAGUUUUGUACAGUUACAGUGAUUGCUUUUCCACAGUAUUUCGGCAAAACCUCCCAUAUUCAGUUUUUGCUGGCUUCUUGUGCAUUGCAUUAUGAUGUUGACUGGAUGUACGAUUUGCAAGACUUGCAGUCGUCUCUCUGUUUGCCUGUAGUAGCAGCCGAUCAAUACGCCUUGUAAUGGCACAUCCACCCAAAUACUGUUCUCUUUCGUAAGAAGUUUUCUUUGCAUUCAGUAUGUGAAAUGAGUUGUGUCUACUUUGCCAGCCACAGGUUUGCUUCAUUGGGCUCUGAGAUAAUAGUAGAUCCAACAGCAUGCUACUAUUAAUUAAAGCAGGAAACUGCAUUAAGUAACGUUAACUAUUAGGAAGAAAGUAAUACUGCAGUUAAAAAAUACUAUACUAUUAAUCAGACGACAGCUUGCUUUUACUAAAAGGAGCUACCAUUUACUUAAUUUUGAUUUAUUUUACUGGACAAAAAGCAACAGUUGUAGGGAUAGCUUAGAAAAUGUGUUCUGGUUUGCUAUCAGGGUAAAUCUGGCACCUUAUAAGAGGACUCAAUGUCCCUUCCCAGGGGAAUGGUACAGCAGCUCAUCCAGUUGAAGAUCAAACCACAGCUGAUAACGGUGCAAUCGUUUCUGACUUGUCUUUUUCACUGAUUUCGGAACUCAUGGUUGGUUGCAUCUUCUCAGCUCAAGAGGAGGCAUGUCUUGGCACGGAAAGCCCACCCCAAAAGUCCACUCAGCAAUCUGUCUAAAACACUUCUCGAGUGAAAUGUGCCUGCUGUACAUAGUGGUGACUCGUCAUCGUAGGGAACCAUUUCUGUUGUAGAGUAUUCAGAAAAGAGUGAAUGUAAAGGAGACACUGGUGGAGAGCAGCUGUGUGACUUGGUUGACCUUUUAGACAGUUUUAUUAACCACUCCUUUCUCCCCGUUAUUUUCCUCUCACUUCUCAAUGUUGCCUUGAUUAGGUCAUAACUAUGCAUGAACAUUUUUGUCAGGAAUGGCCGAUGUGCAUGUGGCUUGUGAUUAGUGAGAACCUCUCACCAGUGAAGAUUCAUCGGGAAGUGUCAUAGUGUUGGAAAGAUUGCACCUUUACUGGCAGCAACAACCCUCCCCCGUGUCCUGACCUCUCAAUCUGCAGCCUGUGUCACCCUACCUUUCCCUCUCUUAUUUUUGCUUUACUGUCACAAAGCAGGUCUGAGAUUGAUCUAAAUCUUGUGAUUUUAAGGAAGACAUCUAGGUAUUAAUGAUUUAAAUAAGUGCUAAUAUCAGGAAAGUAAGAGAGAUUUUUUUCUUGUGAAUGUUGGGCCCAUUUCCUGCGCUGCCUGACACCUGUCUGUCAGAGCUGGGGCUUUACUAAGGUUCAAGUGGCUUCCUAGAGCCAAAGGGACACCACAGGAAAUGACAGGCAUGAAGUCAGCAAGUACACCUGCUCUUGUCUGCAGGUGAACUAAAUCUAUUAAAAAUAAAAGGGAAGAAAAGGCAUGCAGGAAGUCCUUGGGCUGGGAAAGAGGCACUUCUUUUUUCAGCUCCUACAUGUUACCUACUAUAAGGCACAGAGAUGUAGUCUUAGGACAUGGUAUCCCAAGUUUUCUUUCUUUGUUCACAGGCCACUUGCUCUGUGCUCAACAGUGUCCUCCUUUGCUUUUUAACCUACACUAGGAGCCCUUGCCAGGCUGCACAUGCUACACUGAUUUCCCAAUUUUGUGGAAACGAGUAAGCUCAUGAUAGGGGGAAGAGGAGAAGAAGACAGCCCAAAGAGAUUCUCUAAAUUACUUGGAUAUUGCCUUAUUGAAUACCUUGCCUCCUCCUCUGCCCAUGUCAAUCAAGAAAUUCCCACCACUAAUUAAACCCCUAAAAUUUCUGUUUCAAGCUCUUUGGGCAUUGGGGGUAGGCAGUACGCCAUUCUGGAGAAUUUCAGGGGUAAACCAGAAUCUUCUAUUGAGAGCAAUGAACAAUAUUUUUCUCAAGAUGAGAAUUGCUGUAAGUUUUCAAAUUGCAAGUAUACAUGAUGAUUUAGGAGAAGAGGAAAUUUUAUUUCCAAGUUGAUUCUGGUCACUCACAGAGGUGGCAUGUUAGUUGGGACAUGGUCUUUCCAUCUGUAGAACAAGAGCUUCUCUUGCCUAGAAAGUCCGGUUCACUGCUCACGGCAUCGAGAUUUAUGCUCACAGAGACACCUUGUGAUGCUUAAUUGCCACAUCAUUCUCACCCAUCCCUGCUUAUAAACUCAGGCAGUGCAGUGGCAAUCCAAAGGAGGAGCGUGAACCCAUGCCCCCAGCAUAGGGACAGCUGUCUUGGGUUUUAGAGUAGUGGAAGUUGCCCAUAUGUUUGACAGGAACUUUAUUUUCCAGGUCCAAAACCAUAUCCCAUUGAGGGGUAUGCAGUGGAGCAUAAUAUGUAUGCACAGUAUAUGCAAAACUCCCUUUUCUUACUCAAGAUUCCUUUCCUGUCCCCCACUCCCUUCUUGCCUCGUAUAACUUUUUUUUUUUUACGUUCCUGGAUAGCCUCCUGCUUUCUACAAACUGGCACUUAGCCUUGGGUGUAUGUGAGUGUGUUCCCCAAUGGUGACAUGUCAUCUCUUCCUUGUUUCAGUGUCACUGUCUUGAAAUAGGAUGAGUGUAUCCAGGGUAACUUGCUCAGUCACUAUUCCUUUCCUUAUUUUGGCCUGCAUGGCUCAUUCGGGUGCAAAUAAGGAAAGCCUGAUCUUAUCUCUCAGUACUGGCUACAUUCCACCAGCCACAGAGAUUUCUAUCCGCAAAGACCCAUGAAGCACUGCAGCAAAAUGCAGACAAAAAGGAAAUGGCCACAUAUCACAAGUUCUAUUAUAUAUUCUUUUGUAAAUACAUAUUGUACAUUACUUGGAUGUUUUCUUAAAUCAUUUCCUGUCUUUAUGAGUUAAAUAUCAGUUUUUACUCUCUCAACUUACUGUGUAACAUUGUAAAUAACAUAUUGUCCUUUAUUAUUUAUAUGUAAGCAUCUAACAAUAUAGAGAGAGUUGUUUUCAUAUAAGUUGAAGAUAAAUGUCAAAAUAUAUGUGUGUGUGUGUUUUGUUUUGUUUUCCUUUGCUUUAAAAUUAUGUAUCUUUUUCUUUUUCUUUUUUGAAGUAUAAUUUAUUGUUCAGGAGAAAGAAUGUAUUUGUAAUUGAAACUGUUUGAAGAAUGCACAUUUGAAGGCCAUGAGGUACCGAUAAACUAAAGAAUUUAUUAUCCAAAAUACUAAGCAAUAAGUAAUUGUGAUUUAUUUAAAGGUUUGUUCAUUUUCCAUGAGUGACAUACUGCAAUAAAAAUGCUACUCCAUGGAGCCCUGGGAAUGUUGCUCAGCAGACUAAUUUUUCAGUCUGUUAGAUCAGCACCUUCGUCUUAACACGGCAGUUAUUCUGCUUUAGUGUGUCUGGUGGACUCUAUGAUCAUCUUGUCUGUCUGUUGCUUUUCGCCACACUGCCUGUUCUUGAUUCUUUUCACCACUGUAUUCCUCAUGGAAGGAGCCACAAUCAAGCCAUGUGACAUUUCCAUCUCCCCCCAUACACACUAACACAUCAGAGAGAACAUCUGAGGGCACGACUGCCAGGAUCCUGGCUGUUGAAAUGUUCCGUGCUGACAGCAAGAAACUUCUUCACACUGACGGAAAUGUCAGUGUGGCAAUCCCAUUCAGUCAGGAAUGAAAACAAAUUCUAUCUUGGUUCAGUCAGUCCGACAGCCACUGUGGCCGAGAAGGCAGCCAGUUAGAAUGUGGACAUGCUAAGCUUCCCUAUAGCAUCAGUUAAUUCAUUUCCCAUCAGGCCCAGAAUUUACUGAUUCUCAGUUUUAAGAGAGGAAAAAGGCUAAACUGGGUCCAUUCCCCCUCAUUCUACAUAAACGCACAACAUCAAACUAAAUGCCCAUCUCACUGCUCAGGGAAGGUCCUAUGCAAGAGAAAUUUCCCACAUCCUAUGGCUUUGUCACAGAAACAGGGGUUUGCAUUUCUUAUUUGAAAUUAGCCAAAACAAAAGCCAUAUUUUAACAAGUAGAUAUUUGCAUGGUACUUUUGAUACAUCUUCAAGCAUUUUUUUUUUUCAUUAUUCCGGACAGGGUAAGGGCUUCUGAUGUUUGUGAAGUAGAGGUUGGCAAUCCUCUGGAGUUUGAGUGUACCAGAAGGCUUUCAUCAAAGUCCAUCUGCCUGUCCAUACAUUGCUCCUGUCUCCUAGCAAUAGUUCCAGUAGUGUCAUUCCAAAACAGUCUGAAUAUCUAGGAAGCUUCAAUCGUGACCUUUGCCCAUGUUCUGUUUUCACCAUUUAUAUUACUGAAUUUUCAAAGCUACCCAAUAUCCUCAAAUUUGCAUCACCUUUGGAUUACACAUAAACACACACAGACAAAAAAAAUCCAACAAAUGUAAUCCUGAAAUCACCACAUGCUUUCACUUUUCCAAUAGUCAUCCAGCCAACUAGCCAUUCAGCAAAUUAGGAGACGCACAGAAUAUUUCCAUAUUAAAGACAGACAUUUUCCUCUGCUUUCAAGUUUAGGCUGAGGCUUUGUCUGCUCCCCAGAUUGAAAACUACAAGCAGCUAGGUUGGUAACUCAGCUUAAAAUAGUUAUCUAAGAUGACUUGAUACUUGAGCCAGGAGUGUAUGUGUGUGCUGGGGGUGCUAUGCAGAGAAUGGAGAUUCACAAUGAGGCAGCCAGAUUAACUCUGGAUAUUUAUUUCAAUUCUCCAUUCACUUCAACAUGUUGACUCCUGAACGUCAAACCCAGGCAAGCACAGCAAACUAGCAAAUGAUCUCUU
This is a messenger RNA of Choloepus didactylus (southern two-toed sloth), 7786 nucleotides long. It is a transcript of the gene NRG1, whose product is annotated as neuregulin 1. Gene Ontology annotation, molecular function: protein tyrosine kinase activator activity; chemorepellent activity. Bases 684 to 2789 code for a protein of 701 amino acids. The transcript has 9 exons. NCBI's taxonomy places the organism in Eukaryota, Metazoa, Chordata, Mammalia, Pilosa, Megalonychidae. The record is from RefSeq and is a predicted model, not a curated record. Gene Ontology annotation, biological process: animal organ development; intracellular signal transduction; nervous system development.